Electrophorus electricus (electric eel) is the source of this 1317-nucleotide messenger RNA. It is a transcript of the gene ndr1, whose product is annotated as nodal-related 1. Gene Ontology annotation, cellular component: extracellular region. The record is from RefSeq and is a predicted model, not a curated record. NCBI's taxonomy places the organism in Eukaryota, Metazoa, Chordata, Actinopteri, Gymnotiformes, Gymnotidae. Gene Ontology annotation, molecular function: growth factor activity; cytokine activity.
CUUACAGAGUCCGACAUAAUCACACCAAAGUCAUUCUGCAAGGGACGACCUGAUAGAAAGACCUGCGGACCUGCCUGUUCCCCUCUCAAUUCGAUUAUGAGACCAUUGAUCUGCGGGAUCUUCUGCACGAUUUUCGUGCGCUGGAUCCAUUCAGAAUACGCGGGUGCUUUGACUGGAUUCCACGAGAAAUAUAUUAACAGGAUCGGCGGAUCCCCCCAAAACGGCAGAGGACAAAGCUCUCGUGCUCGCGAUCCGAACAAGUAUCCGCUGUACAUGAUGCAUCUCUACCGGACUUUACUAUCUGGAGACAGCAAAUCAACUGUCAACUCUUUCAGGCUCAGUCAUGAAAAUCCGUCUCUUCAUAAUUCCAAUUCAGUCCUAAGCUUGGUCGCAAAAAGCUGCUACCAGGUUGGUGACAAGUGGGUGAUUACAUUUGAUAUGUCCUCAAUCUCAGCGACUGAUAACGUCCAGCGAGCAGAGCUACGCAUUGGUCUGCCUGAGUUUUCCACCUCCGAUAACGCAAAGGUGGACAUUUACCAUGCUCCGAAAGACAAGUGUAAUCAGAAUUUCUGCACUGAAGAACGUCUUCACUUGGGCAGCCUGAGAGCAACACCAAGCAGCUCUGCAUCACACUCCUCCUGGAGGGUCCUCAAUAUCACAGUCUUGCUCAAGUAUUGGUUGCACCAGGGCGGACCACCACCACACCAGGGAACAAUUCAGGAAGACCAGAGCAACACAGGAACCAGUCAUGGGCUUAAAACUAUUCAGCAUACCACAGCAAACAGUGUCAUGAUAGUAGUCUACUCCAAGCAAAGCCAGGCAGACACAUCAACCCUCAUCCACACAGCUGAACACUCAAAGUAUGUAGCUGUGGAUCGGGGCAGUGGAGGUCAGGGGCCCGUGGCCCGGCGGCAAAAGCGGAACCACAGAGCUCAUAAGAGAUUGCAUGAAGGAUCUGGGGUUGGCAGGCUGCCAAGUCCCUCACAUGCAGAGGGUGCAACAAAACCUUUGUGCAGAAAGGUGGACAUGUGGGUGGACUUCGAGCAGAUUGGCUGGAGCAAGUGGAUCAUUUAUCCGAAGAGGUACAAUGCUUAUCGCUGUGAGGGUAGCUGUCCAACACCUUUGAAUGAGUCCUUCUCCCCAACAAACCAUGCCUACAUGCAGAGUCUUCUGCUGCUGCACCAUGCUGACCGUAUCCCCUGCCCGUCCUGCGUACCCACACUCCUGGCUCCUGUCUCCAUGCUCUACUACGAGAAUGGCAAGAUGGUGAUGCGGAACCAUGAGGGCAUGGUGGCAGAGGCGUGCGGCUGCCGUUAA